Nakaseomyces glabratus is the source of this 2736-nucleotide messenger RNA. It is a transcript of the gene PWP2, whose product is annotated as snoRNA-binding rRNA-processing protein PWP2. Lineage: Eukaryota; Fungi; Ascomycota; Saccharomycetes; Saccharomycetales; Saccharomycetaceae. Gene Ontology annotation, biological process: ribosomal small subunit assembly; maturation of SSU-rRNA from tricistronic rRNA transcript (SSU-rRNA, 5.8S rRNA, LSU-rRNA). The record is from RefSeq and is a predicted model, not a curated record. Gene Ontology annotation, cellular component: Pwp2p-containing subcomplex of 90S preribosome; small-subunit processome. Gene Ontology annotation, molecular function: protein binding.
AUGAAGUCCGAUUUCAAGUUUUCCAAUUUGCUUGGGACAGUGUAUAGGCAAGGUAAUGUGCAGUUCUCCCAUGAUGGGAAUAUGCUUUUGUCUCCAGUGGGCAACCGUAUUUCUGUGUUUGAUCUAGUCAAUAAUAAAUCAUUUACAUUUGCUUAUGAGCAUAGGAAAAACAUAGCAACAUUCGAUGUUAAUAAACAAGGUACUUUGUUGUUGUCAGUUGACACAGAUGGUAGAGCAAUCUUGGUUAAUUUCAAGACUAGAAAUGUGUUACAUCAUUUCAAUUUUAAAGAUAAGUGCUACAGUGUAAAAUUUAGUCCGGAUGGCAGAUAUUUCGCUUUAGCUGUUGGCAGGUUUUUACAGAUAUGGAAGACACCUGAUGUCUCGCAGGACAGGCAAUUUGCACCAUUCGUGCGCUACAGAGUUCAUGCAGGGCAUUUUCAAGAUAUUACAUCAUUCACAUGGUCCCAUGAUUCUAGGUUCCUGCUAACAACUUCGAAGGAUUUGACCUCCAGAGUUUGGUCUAUUAAUUCCGAAGAUAAGGAACUGGUCGCCACCACUCUAGCUGGCCAUAGAGACUAUGUAUUAGGUGCCUACUUUAAUUCAACACAAGAGAAAAUCUACACAAUAAGUAAAGAUGGUGCUGUAUUCACAUGGGAAUACAUUUCAAAGGCACAAAAGGAAGGUCUGGAUGAAGAAGAUUUAGAGGAUGAAGAUUUAUCAAAAUUGAGCUGGAGAAUUACAAAAAAGAAUUUCUUUUACGCAAAUCAAGCUAAGGUAAAGUGCUGCACAUUUCAUAUUAAUAGCAAUUUACUAAUUGUAGGGUUUUCUAAUGGUGAAUUUCGACUAUACGAAAUGCCAGAAUUUGUGAUGGUCCAACAACUCUCUAUGGGACAAAACCCAGUCAAUACUGUAUCUGUAAAUAACUCUGGUGAAUGGUUAGCUUUUGGUUCGAGCAAAUUAGGUCAGUUGUUAGUAUAUGAAUGGCAAUCAGAAUCAUACAUCUUAAAACAACAGGGUCAUUUUGAUGCAACUAAUAGUUUAACAUACUCACCAGAUGGAUCCAGAGUUGUUACUGCUGCUGAGGAUGGUAAAAUCAAGGUAUGGGAUGUUGCGUCAGGGUUUUGUCUGGCCACAUUUGAAGAGCAUACAUCGGCUGUUACUGCUGUGCAAUUUGCCAAGAAAGGUCAAGUGCUAUUUUCUGCAUCUUUAGAUGGUACAGUUCGUGCAUGGGAUCUAAUAAGAUACAGAAAUUUCAGAGUAUUUACUGCUACUGAAAGAGUGCAGUUCACAUGUCUGGCUGUUGAGCCAUCCGGUGAAGUUGUAAGUGCUGGUUCAACAGAUAGCUUUGAUGUCUUCGUGUGGUCAGUACAGACCGGACAACUACUAGAUACUCUUUCAGGACAUGAGGGACCAGUCUCUUGUCUUGCCUUCAGUAUGGAGAAUGCAGUACUCGCUUCUGCAUCAUGGGACAAAACAAUUAGGAUAUGGUCAAUCUUUGGCAGAUCUCAGCAAGUAGAACCUCUGGAAGUAUUUGCAGACAUACUAGCGAUAACAAUCACACCAGAUGGUAAACACGUAGCUGUAUCCACAUUAAAGGGACAGCUAACAAUCUUCGAUAUUGCUAGCGGGAAGCAAAUCGGUAAUAUUGACUGUAGGAAGGACAUAAUCUCCGGUAGAUUCUUGCAAGAUAGAUUUACGUCCAAGAAUUCAGAAAGGUCUAAAUACUUCACUACUAUUAAUUAUAGUUUUGAUGGUAAGUCAAUUAUUGCUGGUGGUAACAACAACUCCAUUUGCCUUUACGAUGUUCCUAAUGAAGUGCUUUUGAAAAGAUUUAUUGUGUCAAGAAAUAUGAAUUUAAAUGGUACCUUAGAAUUUUUGAACAGCAGCAGAAUGACAGAAGCUGGCUCCUUAGAUUUAAUUGACAGUUCUGGUGAGUACUCCGACUUAGAGGAUCGCAUAGACGGCUCUCUACCAGGAUCUCACAGAGGUGGAGACAUGUCCACAAGAAGCUCUAGACCAGAAAUUAGAGUAACCUCUGUCCAAUUUUCUCCAACAGCUAAUGCAUUUGCAGCAGCCUCAACAGAGGGUCUCCUAAUAUAUUCAAUUGACGAAACAUUAAUUUUUGAUCCUUUUGAUUUAGAUAUUGAUAUAACUCCACAAGCUACUUUGGAAGUUUUAGCGGAAAAAGAUUAUCUUACAGCACUAGUCAUGGCAUUUAGACUGAACGAGGAAUAUUUAAUUAACAAAGUUUAUGAGAAUGUGCCAGUGACACAAAUCAAUUCUGUCUGCAAUCAAUUACCAGUAGUAUAUGUGUCAAGAUUACUGACCUUUAUUGGUAAUUUUGCUACAACAUCUCAACAUAUUGAAUUCAACCUAUUGUGGCUAAAGGCUCUAUUAAUAGCGCAUGGAUCUUUUAUGAAGCAGCAUGAACAUAUGUUUUCAUCUGCUACUAGGGCUGUUAGAAGAUUCAUUGGAAGAAUUGCGGAAGAUGUAACUUUUCUGUCAGCCACUAACAAAUACGCUUACCGUUUCCUAACAUCCACAUCAGGAAAAGGAGCUGAUUCAAGUGAAGAGGAAAUUCAAAAUAUAAGUGAUUCUUCUUCAAGUGAUGAAGAUGAUGUGGUCAUGCAAUCAGACGAUGACGAAGAUGGAGAAUGGAUAGGUUUCCAAGAGAAGAAACAACAACUUGCAUUAUCUGAAGACGAUAGCGAAUCAGAAGAUGAGCUAUUGCAAUGA